This is a messenger RNA of Guyanagaster necrorhizus, 1359 nucleotides long. Its product is annotated as Clavaminate synthase-like protein. NCBI's taxonomy places the organism in Eukaryota, Fungi, Basidiomycota, Agaricomycetes, Agaricales, Physalacriaceae. The transcript has 11 exons. Bases 158 to 1264 code for a protein of 368 amino acids. The record is from RefSeq and is a predicted model, not a curated record.
GAACGACAUCCUGAGAGCAUUUCCCUUUUCAUUGCUGUAUAGCAUCAUCGUACACUAGGAUGAGGUGAUAGGAGUCUUACCAAUACAAGGUUUUGGAGCUAUAUUUUAUAAAAGACGGGAACUACCUCCGCUCUUGAGUAAUUCACUCCCGUCCACCAUGCCAGUCGCUGUUCCCCAACUCGGUUCUUACCAGUACGUCGCGGAAACAAAGGAGAACCUCGACUGGGCUGAUCUUGUGACCGUCGACCUAAGCCUAUAUAGCACACCUGAGGGCAAGAAACAAUUGGCGCAGACUCUCAUUGACGCUGUGCGCGAGAAGGGGUUCUUUUAUGUCAAGAACUUUGGCAUAUCCCAAGAAAGCGUUGAUAGACAGUUCGCCUUGGGAAAGCAGUUUUAUGAGCUUCCGUUGGAGGAGAAGUCCAAAUACAUCCCAGAGGGACUAGAUCAAGGAAAAUUUAAUGGCUAUGUUCCGGCUGGCCGUAGAAUUAUCGAUCCUGCAACUAACCUGAGGGACCAUGUCGAGGUUUACAAUAUCCCCAAGUUUAACGGGUUCUUCCCUCAACAGCAUCCCGCAGUCAUCAAUGACAACUUAAAGGAAAUCGAAGAAUUUGCACGGUCGCUGCACACUGAGGUCUUGGACCCGCUAUUUGUGUUACUAGCCAUUGCUCUCGAGCUCCCUGAAGACUACUUCACCAAACUCCACAAAUACGAAGUCAAGAGUGAGGAUCACCUGCGGUACAUGAAAUACUCAAAAUAUACACCUGAGGAAAACGCAAAACUAGAGAACUGGGUUCCCGGCCACACCGACCUCGGGAGCUUCACGCUCCUGUUCCGGCAGCCUGUUGCAGCACUUCAGAUCCGAUACCAUAGUAACAAUGAAUGGAAGUGGGUCAAACCGCAAGAUGGUACCCUCACAGUCAAUGCAUGCGACGCCUUGCAAUUUUUAACCGCAAAUUAUGUCAAAAGCACCAUUCAUAGAGUUACCACUCCCCCGAAGGAUCAGCAACACGUAGACCGGCUCGGCUUGCUGUACUUCUCUCGUCCUCACAACGACGUCACUCUGGCGACGAUCAAAGACUCCCCCGUCUUGCAGCGAGAAGGAUACACUCAGAACCAAUUCGAGGCCGGUGGGAAUAAUGUGCCAACGAUGGAAGAAUGGACAUUUGCGAAACAGAAAUGGCAAAGGACCAAGGGAUAUCGCGAGAAUGUCGAGCAUCGUACGGCGACGAUUCUUCCGGGUUUCAGAGAGCAGAUUUAUGCCUAAAAAGGGGAGUGAAUGUGUAAUAUAUUGGUCAUGUAUCAACUUCGCAUAAGCAUUCGUGUAGCAAAGAAUUUAUCAUUCUGAAGAAGACGUGCCGG